Molecule: messenger RNA, 1845 nt
Organism: Anopheles arabiensis
Lineage: Eukaryota; Metazoa; Arthropoda; Insecta; Diptera; Culicidae
Exons: 2
Coding region: 500-1723 (407 amino acids)
Molecular function (GO): nucleic acid binding; zinc ion binding
Source: RefSeq, a predicted model, not a curated record
GAUAUGAAUUCAUAACAAACAGUGCAAAAGAAAAAAAAGAAGAAAGUGAUGUGGUACGGCAACUGUAGCUACCCAUCACCACAACAUGAUGACAAAGAUUAGCGGUGCAAAGAAGAUCGGAUUAGAUCAAUCCGGAUGGGAUUACAACAUGGAACAGGGGACUGGAUGAAGGACCAUCACUAUAAAGGGACGACAUGAUAAAGCAAGUUUGAUGCAGGACGCGGACCGAGACAGACGAACAUUGAGAGUACCACAAUAAUAAUUGUGGUAUUGCAAUAAUAUUUAGAUUGCACAUCACUACAUGGAACGAUAGUUCCAGAUCGGAUGACACCAACCGAUCCACGGAUGACAGCGGUGCUGUCAAGGGAUGACGAGCAGAUCGUCCUGUAUAUUCAUGUACGCGAUCACGACCGGACUGGAAUAGCAGAGUACCACAAUUGGCGACGAGGAAAAUAGUUUAAACAAGUGAAGUGAAGUGAAAAAAUUUACAUCGAGGAAAAUGGACGCAUGGAACGUACAACCAUUUCUCUUUAAAGCGAUGGAGAGAAACGCUGUUAGGAACGAAUGGGUGAAAUAUCGGCGUAACUUCGAGUACAUUAUCGCCGCGACUGGCGAAAAGGAUCGCACUAGGAUAAAAAAUAUCUUCCUUGCGAAAGCUGGCCCUGAUGUACAAGAAGUUUUUACAUCCAUUCCUGGAGCGGACGUACAGGGAGGAGGGGAGGAAUGCGUUGACCCUUACCUGGUGGCGGUAGAGAAGUUAAACGAUUACUUCUGCCCAAAGGAGCAUGAUGUUUUUGAAAGGAACCGGUUUUGGACAUUAAAACCGGAACAUUCGGAAACUGUCGAGGAGUUUGCUUUCCGGUGCCAGAGUUGGGCACAGAAAUGCAACUUCGGAAACAACGAGAAUGAAGCACGAGCGAUUAGCGUGAUCGACAAGGUAAUCUUAUUUGCUCCGUCCGAGCUCAAGGAAAGGUUACUGGCGAAAAAGUCAUUGGAUUGGGAUGAAACGAUCCGUUUGAUUAGUUCAUACGAGUCGGUGAAAAGGCAGGCAAGAGCAAUGAGUGCACCAGGGAAGGAUGACGCCCUAGGAUGGGAACAGCGGCAAAGCAACUCGUUUGUCAACCGGGUGACCGAACGAGGUUUAGGGUGCGCACGUUGCGGGAAAAGAGAUCACAAUUCAGGUGAUUACCAGUGCCCAGCCAAAAACAAGGAAUGCUACAAAUGCAAAAAGGUUGGUCAUUUCGGAGCCCAAUGCCGGACGCCGAACAAUUUGAAACGGCGACCUGAAGCAUUCCACCAAACGGCUAAACGCCCGCGAACAGUGGUGAGGGUGAGGGCAGUUGCGAAUGUGGAAGAGGAAUCGGAAAGGGUUAGAAAUUUCAUUUAUAGCAUAAGCGAUGGAGAAGAAUUGCUAUGGGUGAAAGUAGGAGGAGUUAAUUUACAAAUGCUGGUCGAUUCUGGAUGUAACAAAAACAUUAUCACAGAAAAAGCUUGGGAAUAUUUGAAAACCUAUAAGGCCGAACGGUUUGGAGAAACGCAAAAGUGUCGAGAAGUGUUUCUACCUUAUGGGGACAAUCCCGAACCGUUAGUAGUGUUAGGGCAAUUUGCUGCAAAGCUUUCAAUAGAAGACAAAGGCAAAACUAUAGAGAAAGUAGCUGAUCUAUUUGUAGUUAAAGGAGAACGCCAAUGUCUCCUAGGCAAGGUAACGGCAAUGGAACUGUAGGGUUUAGGAUAGACAAGGAAGUGAUAGAUAGAGAGAGAGAUAGGACGAGCGUGAAAGAUCAUUCGAGAUGACAGGAAAUGCGAAUAAACGUCAGUCGUGUUGGAUUAAUCAACGGAAGAGCA